AAAAACAAUAACACUUCAACUGGAACACUUCCUUGUCGACUUAUCCACAGUUGACAGUGUUGUUUGGCCUACAAGGAAGCAUUUUAGCGCCAUGGCGUCGCCUUUUCCCUGUCUCUUAACGUUCCUUGUGACGUUUGUGUUCCUGUGCUCUGCCCAGUCUGUCUGUAGACCACCGUCCGACGAGAAAUGUGUUUGUAGUCCGGUUUGUAGUUGUAAUUGUGGGAGCGAGAACGCGCUGAAAGCAGAGUUGGAGCAGAUGAAAAUCGCCAUGAACCAACUCUCACAGAAGAUAGCCGAUUGCCCUAAAGGUAACGCUAACGACACAGAAGCUGACAGGCCCCAGGACUGUCAGGACAUCCUUGACAACGACGAGACCACGCCCAGCGGCGUGUACAUGGUUUAUCCACGGGACAACAUGGGCGGCUUCAACGUCUUCUGUGAUAUGGACACGGACGGAGGCGGCUGGACGUUGUUCCAGAAACGCCAAGACGGAACCGUGGACUUCUACCGGAGCUGGGCGGACUACAAGACCGGCUUCCCUUCCAACCUAAACGGCGAAUUCUGGCUGGGGAAUGACAACUUGUACCGCCUGGCUGUGCAGAAAGUCUACCAGCUCAGGGUGGAUAUGGAGGAUGUGGAGGGAGAGACGCGGUACGCCGCUUACGACACAUUUGCCAUCUCACCUGAAUCCCAGAACUACAAACUCUACAUCGGGACUUAUAAUAGUGGUACUGCAGGAGACAGCCUUGUGAUCCACGAUGGGCGCCCAUUCAGUACCAAGGACAGAGAUAACGAUGACUACUCUAUCAGCUGUGCGCAGGCUAACGAUGGUGCGUGGUGGUACGGUAAUUGCCACCGCUCCAACCUGAACGGCCUGUACCGCCUGGGUCCCAUCGGGGGGGAUGAAUACAACGGCGUCAUCUGGGCGCACUGGAAGGGUUACCACUAUUCCCUGAAGCGCACGGAGAUGAAAAUCCGACCUGCUCCAUAACUUCCCAUUUAAACUGUGUGUGUGUAACGGUGUGUUUGUGAGUGUGCACUUGUUUGUUUGUGGGUCUGUGUGUGUUGAUGUGUACG
Branchiostoma belcheri (Belcher's lancelet) is the source of this 1077-nucleotide messenger RNA. Its product is annotated as microfibril-associated glycoprotein 4-like. The record is from RefSeq and is a predicted model, not a curated record. The transcript has 4 exons. Bases 92 to 991 code for a protein of 299 amino acids. Lineage: Eukaryota; Metazoa; Chordata; Leptocardii; Amphioxiformes; Branchiostomatidae.